Molecule: messenger RNA, 479 nt
Organism: Macadamia integrifolia
Lineage: Eukaryota; Viridiplantae; Streptophyta; Magnoliopsida; Proteales; Proteaceae
Exons: 2
Coding region: 44-364 (106 amino acids)
Source: RefSeq, a predicted model, not a curated record
UCUCUCUCUGCCUUGCACCGUUAACAACUAAACGCAAAGCACCAUGGAUAAAUCCAAAAGGUCAGGCAGAGCCCUGAUGGUUUCACUAUUUAUCAUCUCUCAGUUGUUGAUCAUAUCCACAAUUGGAGUUGGAGAAGCUGAUCAUGGUCCAAACGCUGUGGAAAGAGGCAUCAACUUUAAAACCUCUUUCGAAAAACUUACAUCUUUGAUCAAACUUGCUUGGCAUCAUUUCAAAAUCCCUGAUUCAGAGAGAAUUAAGGAAGGAGGGGCCAAUGCUAAAGCCGCAGGACAUGCAGCGCAUGAGCCUGGAGAGAAGGUCAAGAGAACCAUACCCCAUCAUGAUGGACAAGAGAACGAGCUCUGAUUAUAUCUACGAACUAGCUACUUAAUGAGGCUUUGUAACUAUAAUUAACGUCUGUAAGACUUCUCCUGUUGGAUUGUUUGUUUAUUCCAUCUUUAUUUCAUUCAUCAUUUGUUUA